Molecule: messenger RNA, 1002 nt
Organism: Colletotrichum destructivum
Lineage: Eukaryota; Fungi; Ascomycota; Sordariomycetes; Glomerellales; Glomerellaceae
Product: Putative alpha/beta hydrolase-1, epoxide hydrolase
Exons: 1
Coding region: 1-1002 (333 amino acids)
Molecular function (GO): hydrolase activity
Source: RefSeq, a predicted model, not a curated record
AUGACGAUCAAGGACCUUUCUCAACUCACCAAGAAGACGUUCAACGUCAAGCGUGGCUUCAACUACACAUAUUACACCUUUCCUGCUCAAAACUGCAAGCCAACUCUUUUCCUGUUUCACGGCUGGCCCGAUUCAGCACGCCUCUGGGCCGGCCUCAUCCAUGAUUACCUGAUCCCCCACGGCUACGGCGUUAUUGCCCUCGACAACCUCGGCUUUGGCGACUCUUCCAAGCCCACGGACCCUGGAUCUUACGCCCCGAGCCACCUCACAGCUGAUGUUGUUGAGAUUCUUGAAGCUGAAGGCUUAGACAGCAUAGUGUCUGUUGGUCACGACUGGGGAUCUUUAAUUGCUCAAAGGCUGUAUAACUUCCAUCCUGAGCGUGUGCGUGGAUUGGCUUUGAUCAGCGUGCCCUAUAUGAUACCGACAGAUCACUUCGACCUCGAUGCAAUCAACGAAAUGACGAAGAAUGUGUUUGGUGCUGGUGUCUUUGAGUACUGGCACUUCUUCACUGCUGAGGAUGCGGCGGACAUUAUGAACCGCAACCUCGAAUCCGUGUACAGCGUCGUCUUUGGCGAGCCCGACACCUGGCUUAAGACCUGGUGCGCUCCUGAGGGAAUGCGGGAAUUCGUUACCCAAGGCCGUACCCAGCCCGCCAUCUCGUUCGCUACCCCCGAACACAAGGCGGAUUUUAUGGAGCGCUACCGGAAAGAUGGGGGAUUCGCCUCGUCCCUCUGCGCUUACACCGUGACCAGCUCUGGGGUGCGGGCCGAGUCGGACAGGAUGCUGACCGACGAGUCGAUCACGGUCAAGGUACCGGUCUUGUACUGGGGCGGUAAGCAGGACUAUGUAUGCAGGCCUGAGAUGUCGCAGCAAGCCAUUGCUGCCGGCGUGCUGCCGGAUGUGAAGACUUUGAUUAGGGACGGCGGACACUGGGCGUUUCUUGAAGCGCCGGCCCGGUUCGGCCAGGAUAUUCUGGGGUGGCUGCAGGACAGAUUUGAGUAA